AUGUCGAUGGAGCCUCGAAAUGGUUCUUCAGACAAAUCAGCAGCGGUCGGCGCCAUGUCGAAUAAGAGCGGUGGCGGCAAGUUGUCACGGCGGAGCAGCGAUGAUCUGGUGUCCCCGAGAAGCGUCCUCGACAGAUGCACGACGACGACGGACAAUAGCUGCACGGCGGGGACGUCGACGACGACGACGGGUGUUGUCGCGGAACCGUCCACGCCAAAGUCACCGCAAGGCGAUGAGCCACCGAGCCAGUGGAAGGGAGCGAUGGAGGCGUGGCGGGCAAGGACGAAGCGCCGCCUGGCCUCCGGCAUGAGUUUCGGCAUCCGCGGCGGCGGCAGCGGCAAGUGGCGGUGGCCGACCGCGGGGCAUGUGAACGUCGAGCAGCACGAUCUGUGCACGCUGAGGCUGUCCUUCCGGACCUUCUCCCUCUCGGAGCUCAAGAAGGCCACCCGCAACUUCAGCAAGGAUAACGUGGUGGGCAGGGGCGGGCACGCCAAGGUGUACCGCGGCGUCCUCGCCGACGGGCAGCUCGUGGCCGUGAAGAAGCUGCUGCCGGCGCCGGAGAAGAAGGACCGCGUGGAGAGCUUCCUGUCGGAGCUGGGGCACGCGGUGAACGUGCGCCACCCGAACGUGGCCAGGCUCGUCGGCGUCGGGUUGGAGGGCGGCGAGCACCUGGUGUUCCCGUUCUCCCGCCUGGGGUGCCUCUCGCGCAGGCUCCACGGGCACGGCGGCGCUGGCGAGGAGGAGGGGGCCAUGCCGUGGGAGGCCAGGUACAGGGUGGCCCUGGGUGCGGCCUGCGGGCUGGAGUACCUCCACGAGCGGUGCGCCAGGAGGAUCGUGCACCGGGAUGUCAAACCCGACAACAUCCUGCUCAAAGACGACUACGAGCCUCUGAUAUGUGAUUUUGGGCUUGCGAAGUGGCUGCCGGCCAAGAUGACGCACUACCAAGUAACCACCUUCGAAGGAACAUUUGGUUAUGUGCCGCCCGAGUACACGACGGACGGCAUCUUCAACGAGAAGACGGAUGUGUAUGCCUACGGUGUCGUGCUGCUCGAGCUCCUCACCGGCCGUCGCGCCAUCGAGGGUAGAACCCUAAGCCUCGUCACUUGGGUACGGCAAUUCCUCGGCAACAAGGAUGAUUCUCUUAAGAUGGUUGACCCUGCCUUGGGUGGUCGAUAUGAUGUGGAGCAGCUCGGCCAUGUCACCCAUGCGGCUGAACUAUGCAUCCACAACUCCCCCACCCAGAGGCCCCAAAUGAGCCAGGUCGUAAGAAUACUCCGAGGAGAGGAGGAGACACACCAAAGACUCGUGGUGCACCAGAAAGCCAGCAAUAACCGAUCCGCCAAUCCCCAUGAAAUAGAUGGCUAUGAUGUACCCACGCCAAGAAGGUAUCAGGAUGACCUGAGUCGCCACAAGGCUCUAGCCUUUGACUUCUAG
Lolium rigidum is the source of this 1434-nucleotide messenger RNA. Its product is annotated as receptor-like cytosolic serine/threonine-protein kinase RBK2. Gene Ontology annotation, biological process: protein phosphorylation. The coding region runs from base 1 to 1434 and encodes 477 amino acids. The record is from RefSeq and is a predicted model, not a curated record. Gene Ontology annotation, molecular function: protein kinase activity; ATP binding. NCBI's taxonomy places the organism in Eukaryota, Viridiplantae, Streptophyta, Magnoliopsida, Poales, Poaceae. The transcript has 6 exons.